Alligator sinensis (Chinese alligator) is the source of this 7013-nucleotide messenger RNA. It is a transcript of the gene MARCHF8, whose product is annotated as membrane associated ring-CH-type finger 8. Gene Ontology annotation, cellular component: late endosome membrane; lysosome; cytoplasm. Gene Ontology annotation, molecular function: zinc ion binding; ubiquitin protein ligase activity; MHC protein binding. NCBI's taxonomy places the organism in Eukaryota, Metazoa, Chordata, Crocodylia, Alligatoridae. Gene Ontology annotation, biological process: immune response; protein polyubiquitination; antigen processing and presentation of peptide antigen via MHC class II. The coding region runs from base 86 to 1978 and encodes 630 amino acids. The record is from RefSeq and is a predicted model, not a curated record. The transcript is spliced from 8 exons.
GAUGAACUCGGGGAUCUUGUGAGUUCUUCCCUUAUCUGAAUGGUAACUGCUUGCACUUUCCUCUUCUGCACUCCCCACAAGGAAGAUGAUAGAUGUGUGUGAUGUUGGCUUGUACUUUGAAGCACAGAUUCUGGAGGUCAUCUUUGAACCUGAGUGUCUACAGCAUGGAAUACGGAAGACCAGUGCAAGGCCUGGCAAUGGCACCAAAUUUGCUCUGUACCCAGGACUCCUUCCUUUAAAUGAGAGGACCAAACGAGACGGUGUGAUGAACAUGCCACUGCAUCAGAUCUCUGUCAUUCCAGCUCAGGAUGUUACCUCUUCCAGAGUCUGCAGGAGCAAGACCAAAGACAAAGAGAGAGAAGAACUGAAUGAGAAGGCUUUGGGGCAUUCUGUGAGCCGUUCCAGUAACAUCUCAAAGGCUGGCAGUCCAACCUCUGUUUCUGCUCCUCAUAGCUUCCCUCGGACAUCUGUUACACCAUCCAAUCAGGACAUCUGCAGUUCCAGUGCAGUGUUUUCUGAAUGUUGUCAUCACAGUCCAGUGCAGUCUGCUGUUGUCUUGAAAAAUCCUAACUGCCAGAAUUCUCUGACACAAGGGGUCACUGUGACAGUAAUCUGUCAAGACACGUUACAGGCAUCAAAGAGAAAUUCCCAUGGGCAGGAUUGGGUGCAACCAGUCCAGGCUGCCAACAAUGCAAGCUCCACCCACUCUCUGAAAUUCUCCAAGUCCCUCAAUGACGUUGACCAGAGGGCACAAAGCACCGUUGCGGGCUUUAACUACAUGGAGCGAACAUGCUCAGAAGGCAAAUUGACACCAGCUCAGGAGCAGUGUUCAAGGAUUAACAGAUUUCACUUGAAAGAGAAGAAAUUACUCAAUCUUGGGCCUCUUUCUUUUAACAGUUCCAAACACUCCUAUAUCCCUUCUUUUUCCAAUGGCUCGAGUGCAUCAGGAGGAGCAGAGAACGAAAGCAUGGUACACAUUCCUCUCCUGGAGGACAGGGUGGACCAUGAGAUAUCAAGAAGCAAAAAGCUGCUGCGUUAUCUUUUCUCCUUUUCCCACACUGCAAGUGCCAGCAGCCUGCAUAAGUUCCAUGAACUGGAGAGCUAUCCAAGCCAUGUUCACGCAGAGAAAUCUUCCAGCAUGCUGGUGGAAAGCACAGGCUUUGGCUCCGAUGACAUGGGAGAUGAUGAUGUGUUUGAGGACAGUGCUUCUGUGAAGCUGAAGAUGAAAGAGCUGCGGGCACCGCUCUGCUCAGCUGAGAAGGACAGUGACCUAGACUGCCCUUCCCCUCUAUCAGAAAAAUUCCCCCCUCUCUCCCCUGUGUCAGCAUCAGGGGAUACCUGCAGGAUAUGUCACUGUGAAGGAGAUGACGAGAGUCCCUUGAUAACCCCCUGUCACUGCACAGGAAGUCUUCAUUUUGUGCACCAAGCCUGCCUGCAGCAAUGGAUCAAGAGUUCUGACACCCGAUGCUGUGAACUCUGCAAGUACGAGUUCAUCAUGGAGACCAAAUUAAAGCCUUUAAGAAAGUGGGAGAAGUUGCAGAUGACAGCCAGUGAGAGGAGGAAGAUCAUGUGCUCUGUAACGUUCCAUAUCAUUGCCAUCACCUGCGUCGUGUGGUCUCUAUAUGUCCUCAUAGACCGGACUGCUGAAGAGAUUAAACAGGGACAGACUACUGGGAUUUUGGAGUGGCCAUUUUGGACUAAGCUGGUGGUUGUAGCUAUUGGUUUCACUGGAGGACUUCUGUUUAUGUACGUACAGUGCAAAGUGUACGUACAACUGUGGAAGAGACUCAAAGCUUAUAAUCGAGUAAUAUAUGUACAAAACUGUCCAGAAACUAGCAAAAAAAAUAUUUUUGAAAAACCUGCACUAAUGGAGCCAAACUUUGAAAAUAAAGAAAUGCUUGGUGUUCACCAUUCAGAUACGAACUCUUCACAUUACACGGAGCCAGAAGACUGCGGUGCAGAAAUCCUUCAUGUCUGAUUGUUGGGGGGUUUUAUCCUCUAUGUUGUCAAAGAUCUAAAACAUCAUUGUUUACUUCAAACUGCUCUACCUUUUCAAUUUAACUAAAUGCCUAUGACUGGCAGAUGAACAUUUUUUUUCUUUUUUCUUUUUUUUUACAUUUUUAAAUGCUCUGAUAUACCUGUCAAUAUGUUAUCAUCUGCAUACCUCUCAGUGUUUUGUCUCUCAGACUGACCUGAACAAAGAGACACAGGAAAUAUGAGUGUGAAGCAAGGCUUCAGUGCAUGGCAAACCCUAGUGUAAACCAUCAUUGGCUUUAUGGUGUGCGCUGCUUUCGAAAGACAGCUUUAAUACGUCUCAGAAUGCGUGUGGGAUAACAUUGCAUCCGACUCUGAGGAGCAGCUGAGAGAGAACCAUGAGAGCGCUAGAGUCUAAUUUACUGCUAACACUGCCACUAACAUUUGACUUAGGCAGCAGUUGUAAAAUUAUGCUUUACAUAUUGUGAUAAAAGACUCACAAAGCAUAUAGCACUUUUUAAAAUCUUUAUUUUGUAAUAUAAGUGUCCAAUGGGAAUGAAACUUGAAAGAAUGUCUCAUUUCAGAAUAUCCCUUUUUAAUAUUCACUCUUGAUCCACAUCCAUCCUAUUAGAUUCUAAACCUUUUGCCUUAUUAAAAAAAAAACAAAAAACAACAAAACAACUAAUAUGGUUUUCAGCACAUGCCCAUGGUAUCAUAGUAAAUGUAACACUAAAAAAUCUGCCUCUUGGGUUUCUUUCCCCCUUUCAGGAGCAAAUUUGUGGAAGAAUAUUGCACUUGUGACUUGUAUAUGGAGAAUAGUGGAUGUAGAAAUGUUUGUUUCUAAUGUGUAAUGGUCGCAGUGUUCUCUUUUGGAGGGGUUGUUUUGCUUUUUAAAAAGAUCAGCUACACAGUUAACAGACCUGAACACAUUCCUGAUGUAACUUUCAUCCCAAGCUACUGGCGGAAGAGUGAUGCUGUACCGGAAAAAUGUGAGCUCUUAAAAAAAUGAAACAAAACAAAACAAAAACUCAUCACUGUUAAUACAGCUGGACAUAGUUUGCCUCUGUUAAUGCUGUGUCAUGUGUGACUCGUGUGAGAAUUUGACAUUAUGAAGGUGCAUUAUUUGACACUGUAGAUAACUUAUAAGGAGUAAAUAUUGCAUAAGAAUUUCAGUCUCUUCAAAGGUAAGAUUGUUAAGCUCAGAUUGUGAUAUAUUCCUUGGACAGAGUGGGUUUAGUUUGGUUUGGUUUAACUUUGCAAAUGGCUCAUUGAACUAGCUGCUGAACAGAAAGAGGCACAGUUCUGUAGUCCGUGUGGGUGUAUCUACAUUGCACCACUAUCGUUCUCACUUGGAAGCAUCAUGCCCUGACUACACACUCCCACUCACCCUCCAGAUCUGGAAAGGUGGCAUUUAGCCUAUUCCAGGGCAUGCUUCUAUGGUAGGUGUCAAGGCCAUGGACUUGGCUAUGGUUGAGAACAGCCACAGAGGGACACCCUGGAGUAGCCUUACUGUCUCAUUUCCAGCCUUGGAGCAUGUAAGUGGGAGUGGAAUGGGCACAUCUGGGGUCAUCUCAGCUAGGACAUAUUGCAACCAUGGUGUAAACAGUCUCUUGGAGAACUGGAUAGAGGCAUCUAGAAGUUUGGAAAUAUGUUGUGUUUUGUUAGGAAAUCAUUGCCUCAAGUACAGUCAAGUUAAAGUGAAGGCUACUCAGGGCUAAUUUAUGCAGAGUAGUGUGUCAGUGCCACACAUAAGGGGAAAAUAAGUCAUUAUGAAAUAGCUCCCAUGUUCGAAUGGUGACUUGCUUUACAGGGGCUCAGUCAAUCUCCCUGUAAAGUCAAUGAGAAUUUUUCCCUUUUGACUAUUGUGGAAAUUGCUCUGGACCUCUCAUUUCGCUAGAAAAUCUUUUGAAAUAUUGGCCUGGAUCUCAGACUCCUUAUUCAGGGGUUUCUCAGUCCAUUCUCAAAUAAAACUCAUAUUGAACAUAAAUUGGGCCUAAUGAACAUGUCUCCUCUUAUGGAUCCUAGAAUGGAAGAACAGUAAGAAAUCAAGGAGUUUUUCUUGAAAUGUGGAAUUGAGUUAUUUAUAUCUCAAUCUUUUGAAUUAAAAAUCUGCUUCUUAUGAGACAGAAGAGGGAACAUAGAGGACAUGGACCUGUGGUCUUAAAAGUGUGUGUGUGUGUGUGUGCGCGCGUGCUUGCGCGUGCGCAUACAUGUGCAUGUGUGUCAACUUCAAGCUUACUGGCUUCAGUCUUCAUUGAUAACAUGGUCUCCUGUUCUUGAGAUGCUUGAAAAUAUCACAAGCUUUUGGACAGUCUCUCAAGAUGCACUUGUGUGUGCUAUGGUGGGUGCCAUUAUGUCCCAGGAUUACAUGAUGUAAGCAGGUGAAACCUCACUUCCACCAUCUUGGCUGCAGUCAUCGUGUCUCCAUGCCUGCAGAGUCCAUUACCUGUGUCUGCCACACUCUAAAGUGCAAUUAUACAGGGCCUCUUUCUGAACUGUCUUACGUGGGGUGCUAUUGAUUUCAUGUCUUUGUAUCUGAACCCAGAUAAUGCAGUGUUUUAUUUUUAUUUUGUGGAAGGUUAUAUAAGUAUACUCAGGUAGGUUGAAUACCAGGUCCUCAAUGCCUUCAUCCUGUUCUUAAUACAUUUCCAUGCAUACAAGCCUUCAAGGAUUAAAAAUUAACACACACAGCUUCCUUUAGGUUGUUGCCACAUGUCAUCCUAUCUAAUCCACAACCCUUUGAGAAACAUCACUAAAUUGACUGUAUUCAUCAAAAUCCAAGAUGAUUCUGAGUUUAAGACAACUUUCCAAUAAUCACAUUCUAUACACGGAAAAAAAUAAUUUGUUAUCAUUUUCCAUGUAUAAAAUUGAAUUAUUGGAGGGUUGUCUUAAAUUCAUCCCCCGGACCACUGCAGUGGCAUGGGGACAGGAAGUGAGGAAGGCAGGCAAUGGGAGACUCAAGCAGCUUGACCACUAUUGCCUUACCGCCCCCCUCUCUCCCUCCAACACUUUGUCCCUUGCUGCUCCCAUCAUCUUUGCCCUCCUAUCUGCAAACCUGCUCCCCAUUGAGAAGAUUUGGGAUGCUAUAAGGUUCUUUUCCCUAAUUCAUCUUUUCUGAGUGAAAUUAGGGCAUGGUAUUUCAACCCUUACCAAGGCAAAUAAUAAUUGUGUGUAGCCCUUUUGAAAGCAACAGAACUGUGAGAGUAAGAGCUGCAGAACUGAUCAUUUGUUUAUUAUUCUUGCUGACUUUUGUUCAUCCUAUCGACGUAUCUCAUGUUGAUUCUUGCCCAAUGGACUGUAAAACUACGUUUUGCUUCUUUACCACAGUGCCAUCAGGUGGUAUAAUAAAGGCCAUCAACAAGGGCUGCAAAGCAUUUACCCUCAUUCUGCAAGUUUUAGCAUUCUCUCUGAACUUUGAGUGACAAUGACCAUUCUUUAUCAAAUCAGGCACUCUAAGCCUGUUGUCUUGGAUGCUUUUCCAAUAAUCAGGUAAAACUAGAGUGGAUUUUUGGCUCGUUUUACACCCACGAUUCCUGACCACAGUCGAUGGGCCUCCUGGUGUAUAAGUGAGAGUAGAAUUUGAGUCAAAGAGAACAGUAGCUUAAUUUAUCUACUACAGCAUUAUCUAUAGACUGUCAGAUCCAGCAUUGGUUGUUUUCUGCAGAGUAGGGACAUCAUGAAAUAUAGUCUAAUGGAAAAUUUGCAUUUCACUGUCUUACAUAGUCUUGUCCAACAUGUCUAGUUAUGCUGAGGAAAUCUCCUUCCUGUAUAUCUGCAUGGUCAUAAGCACACAUUUAGAGCUACACAUGCAUGUUAGAGAAGGUUGAUUCACUUUGAGAUCAUCAUAUGUUAAACCCCUACGAAAUCUCAGGAUUCUCUUAAACUAACUUUUUAUGUGGGUGGGCAGGAGAUUAACUAACAAACAAACAAACAAACAAACAAAACAAAUGCAUGCCAUUGUUGCCCUGUAUUCAAAAGAAAUGGAUGAGACCUGAAGACCAAGUUUUAUAGAGAUCAUUGGUGUUCAGAGCCAGGAUAUCAUGCAGCACAUUGUAGAAGUAUGGAAAAUUCACAAAGGUGUAGAUUGAACUGGCAGGGGUAAAUGGUAGUGGAUUGCUGUAAAGGAAUUGUGUAUCUUUCUUGACUUCUGACCUUCUAUCAAUUCAGCUUCACUGACCUAAGCAUUAGCUCCUACUGUUGGGAAGAGAAUUUGGGUGUACGGGGCCUUCCAACAGCACUGGGAGGACUUGGGAAGUACUGUCAUGGCUGCACGUGGGAUUUGAUUCUUACGCCCCUGGAUGACUGAAUUAGGUGGGUGACAAACAGGCCAAAUGCUUCUCACACAAAGGAGUGCUGGGAUCUUGAUGCCUGGAGUGGCUCUCUGUAGACAGUGAGAUCUGCUAUGGCGGUAAGUUUGUUUGUUUUGUUUUGUGUUUUUAUUGUCCCUCCAUGCACACCGCUUCAAUGGCAUUUGAGUCUCUGGUUCUGGUUUAGAUCCCUCUAGUUUUCUGACACUGUGAGGGGCAAAUACAAAAGCAACAUUCUUGCGGGCUGGAUUUUCACAGCAUUAUCCUAGAUAUGCAAAUAAAAUUUUUAAACAGGACCACUUAUUUUGUGAUUCUCCUGGGGUUUUUUAGUUUGCAAUAUUGCAGCAUCUAUGUAUCCCAAUGAAAUACUGAAAAUUAGCAAGCACUUGUCUUUGUAUAGAUGAUAACUGUUAAAAAUUACAGCUGAUCUUGUAUUUAGAUAAAACAUUUGUAGAUAGGUGAUUGUAUACUGUUAAUCAACUUUACACUGGCAUGUGUUGUAUAGUUUCUACAAGACACUUCACAAUUCCGCAGAAUUUUUUUAGUUAUUUAGUAAAUUUCUAGUAACUUAAAUGUAUAGUUUUGUAUCCUUUUCUGUAUGUUUGUUUUCUCAGUAUUACCAUUUGCAGAAGUACUAUUAGUUUCUUAACUGUAAUUGGUUAUUUGUGCUGUGAUACACAGGGUUGACUGCAGCAAUAAAGCAUUUCUAUAAAAAAAAAAUAAACCAAAGUA